AACUGCGGCAGAGAGAUAACGGACAAACACUCAGCGAGAGCUCCGCGGCGAGGGCAAGGGUUCACUGUUCGGGUAAAGGUUUCUCUGUCCUAAAUAAAGUAAUGAGGUAGAAAGUCAAAAAGUUAACCAACCCAACCGGCUAUGGAACAGAUUGGCACGGCUACGGUGAAGAUGGACCAGAAGUUUGAGGAGAUAGAUUCAGAGGGCCGGUGGCAGAAACUCUACUCAGAAAUCAGGAACCAGUCCCACGAGUGUUCCUACAAAGUGGCAAAGUAUCCGGAGAAUCGCAACAGAAACAGAUAUCGGGAUGUCAGUCCAUUCGAUCACAGUCGGGUGAAGCUGAAGAACACAGAGAAUGACUACAUCAAUGCAAGUCUGGUAGUGAAUGAGGAAGCCCAGAGGAGUUACAUCCUGACUCAGGGCCCCCUCAGGAACACCUGUGGUCACUUUUGGCUCAUGAUCUGGGAGCAAAAGACCAAAGCAGUCAUCAUGCUCAACAGAGUCAUAGAGAAAGGCUCGGAAAAGUGUGCCCAGUACUGGCCCACAGCAGAGGAAAGGGAGAUGGCCUUCAGAGACACACGCUUCUUGGUCACACUGCUGUCAGAAGACACCAAGUCUUACUACACCACCAGAAGGCUGGAGCUGCAGAACAUUCAAACAGGGGAGAAAAGGGAGCUCUACCACUUUCAUUACACAACGUGGCCCGAUUUUGGUGUCCCCGAGUCCCCGGCUUCCUUCCUAAACUUCCUCUUUAAGGUGCGGGAAUCUGGAGCACUGGGCACAGAUCAAGGACCAGCUGUGGUGCACUGUAGCGCUGGAAUCGGACGCUCAGGGACGUUUUCACUAGUUGACACAUGCCUGGUCCUGAUGGACAAGAGGAAAGACCCCUCAUCAGUAGACAUCAAAAGCAUCCUGCUGAACAUGAGGAAAUACCGAAUGGGCCUGAUUCAGACUCCUGAUCAGCUGCGAUUCUCAUACAUGGCUGUCCUUGAAGGGGCAAAGUUUAUCAUGGGAGACUCAUCUGUACAGAAUCAGUGGCGGGAAUUAUCCAAGGAAGAUCAGGAGCCGCUAUCAGAGUCUCCCCCUGCACCUCAGCCACAGGCCAGGUGUCCGACGGAGCGGCACAAUGGCAGCCAGCAGGAGGACGGAGGGGACUACAGACAGGACGGCAAAGCGCCUGCACAGUCUCCCUGCAAGGAGCAGGAGCUCGAUGGCAGCACAGCACAGUCAGUACAAAAACGACGCAGGGAAGACAGCAUCUCCAAAUCGAGCACAGCCAAGACACCCCAAAGCAAGUCCAGGACAAAUGACUCUGAGAGGAAGAGAAAAAGGGCGAAAACCAGCGACUACUAACCACCUCCACCUGUAGCCACAACUCUGGCAGCAAAGCCAACAUCGGCAGGGAACUCCAGCUCUCUCCCAAUCUUCCUCACCUCCAUGUCCUCAGCUAGCGCUCCUUUUCCUUUUCAUUGCUUGUGUGUCUUUUUUUUCCCUUGCAUACCGGCCUAUCAUCAUUAGUUAGAGCCAACAUUUCUGUUUCUUCUACCAUCAGGAACACAUCACGUCCACCUCCGGCUCACCUUUCCGAUCUCUCAUCCUCAUUGUUUACAGUGGACACUUUGACAUUCGUUUAAAGACAAGCACACCAGCGCUUUACCCCUCUGGCCACACCUCAACCUUAAACUGUCAAUGCUGCUUCCGGAGUCAAAAGAUUUGUUUUUUCUUUCUCUCGCUCUCUUUUUUGGCAUUAAUAAUAUUAUUUUGCAGCUUUCUCAUUCUUUUACGCUCAUUUACAUUCAUGAAAUUCAGACUGAAAAUAGGGGCUAUGCAUUGCCAAUUUGUAAUGCUGUUUAUAUGUGUAUUUUUGGAAAAGGGUAAAAAACAUUUUUUCAGAGGCAAAAGUAAAAAAUGUUCUAUUUUUUAUAAUAAAUUACUUGAAGUUUUUCAGGUGAUGUGGGGCCGGCUGAAUGAAACACACUGUCUUGCUCCCAUGUGAGAAAUUCAGUGACAUGUAAUGUUUCCAUGAUGUACAUAGUGUUCUUCUUUUUUUUUUUAAGAGAGAUGUGUACAAAAUGACAUAUUUUUGCUUGUAAAGGAAACCCUGAAUACCAAAAGAAGAAGAAAAAAGGACGAAAGCUUAUGUUACACACCUGGAUAAAGUAGAAAGCUGAUUUAAAGCUGACUUGUUCUCCUUUUGAAACAAAUUGUCUUAAGUUUGUUUUUGUUUUUUAGAGUGUAAUCUGUAAUUAAAACUGGUAUCAUCUAGUUUACAUACAAA
Maylandia zebra (zebra mbuna) is the source of this 2278-nucleotide messenger RNA. It is a transcript of the gene ptpn2b, whose product is annotated as protein tyrosine phosphatase non-receptor type 2b. NCBI's taxonomy places the organism in Eukaryota, Metazoa, Chordata, Actinopteri, Cichliformes, Cichlidae. Gene Ontology annotation, molecular function: non-membrane spanning protein tyrosine phosphatase activity; protein kinase binding. Gene Ontology annotation, biological process: negative regulation of ERK1 and ERK2 cascade; negative regulation of receptor signaling pathway via JAK-STAT; peptidyl-tyrosine dephosphorylation. The record is from RefSeq and is a predicted model, not a curated record. Gene Ontology annotation, cellular component: nucleus; cytoplasm.